This is a messenger RNA of Conger conger (European conger), 7907 nucleotides long. It is a transcript of the gene ddhd1a, whose product is annotated as DDHD domain containing 1a. NCBI's taxonomy places the organism in Eukaryota, Metazoa, Chordata, Actinopteri, Anguilliformes, Congridae. Gene Ontology annotation, molecular function: metal ion binding; glycerophospholipase activity. Bases 418 to 3009 code for a protein of 863 amino acids. The transcript is spliced from 13 exons. The record is from RefSeq and is a predicted model, not a curated record. Gene Ontology annotation, cellular component: cytoplasm.
GCAAGCCGGCGAGUUGUUUAGACAUGAAAUAAUCAGAGCUCUACUACAGGAUAGGAGCUAGGGAAAUUAAGAAAUACGUCCGGGCCUCAGGGCUUCUAUGUCUGACUACAGUAGGAAAGUGGCUCCGAAUCGGCGCCGCUGCUGUAUGUGGUGGUGGUCGUGGAAUGGUGAAGGGAAAGCAGGUUUUAGGGUCCCUGGACUUCACAGCUUAAACGCGCAGCUAGCUGCUAGCUCAUGCUGUUGUCUCCGAUGCGCUAGCUAGCUGACUAGAAAACCAAUUCUAGAUUAGCUAGCUAAGUAGCUAGCUACAUAGUGUUGACCGGCUAAAAAUCUAACAUUGCGCAAGGACGCUAGGUAUCUGUCUGCAGUUUAACAAAAAAAAACACGCAUGCUAGCUAGCUAGCUAGCUAAAGAGUAAUGAACAGGUAUACGGAUAAGACGUCUUUACUUAGUCCUCCGCAGAGUUCUGAAAAUAGAGGUUCAUCUGUCGGCAACACUGACAGUGACUGGGAAUUGAGAAACGAUGUUUUCGUGUGCUGCUGUGACGAACCGAUGAGCGAUAUGAUACAUGAUGGGAUGCAUUCUGUGCAGCCAGGUCUGGACCGGCGCUUGCCACUGCUACGAACCCGUCACAGGUCAGCCCAGGAUGGCAUGGUGUUAGGCCUAGUGGAGGAGGAUUACCCCGGUUGUCACAGUCGCGGUGGUGACUCUGGUGCAACCUACAUCGAUGCUGACCUGGACUACAGCGAAAGCGACGGGAAUGUCGCUCCUUUGAUGGAGAACAGGAAAAGGAAUCGAUCUAGCAGUUCCAGACACCGUUAUGAGGUUGUCACAGAGCUGGGACCAGAGGAAGUGCGGUGGUUUUACAAGGAGGACAAGAAAACCUGGAAGCCUUUUGUCGGACACGACUCUCUAAAAAUCGAAGUCAUGUUCCGCAAAUUCUGCGAACUGAACCCUGGCAAGGCCAAACGGCAGGGUCCCACAGGCAUGGAGGCGGAGGACGAAGAAACAGGCGAUGGGUCGCAGCCAUCGACCGGGGAACCAGAGGGGGCCGGAGAGACAGGGCAAAUGACUGAAGAACCAAGUAAAGUUAAGGUGGACAGAGCAUCGGUGGUGGAGAGAACAAACUCGACUGACGAACGAGAUCUAGAUACAAUUAGCAUCAAUGUUGAUGCGGUAUGCGUCCGUGGGGGUCUGUAUGAAGUAGAUGUCAAAGAGAAGGAAUCAUAUCCGGUAUAUUGGAAUCAGCAGGACCGUAUCCCGGUGAUGAGGGGCCAGUGGUUUAUCGACGGCACGUGGCUUCCCCUGGAGGAGGACGAGAGUGACCUCAUCGAAGUGGAGCACCUGACCUGUUUCCGGGGGCAACGGAUGCAGGACACCUUCGACACGGACGUGGUGGCCAAGACGGUGGACAGCAAAGACGCCAUUCACAGCCUGAAGCUGAGCCGAAGUCACGUGGACUGGCACAGCGUGGAUGAGGUGUACCUCUACAGUGACGCCACCACCUCCAAAAUCGCCCGCACCGUCACACAAAAGCUGGGGUUCUCCAAAGCCUCCAGCAGCGGAACGCGUCUCCACCGGGGCUACGUGGAGGAGGCCUCUCUGGAGGACAAGCCCCCCCAGACCACGCACAUCGUCUUCGUGGUCCACGGCAUCGGCCAGAAGAUGGACCAGGGACGCAUCAUCAAGAACACCGGCAUGAUGAGGGACGCUGCGCGGAAGAUGGAGGAGAAGCACUUCUCCGAGCGCACGGCCGAACACGUGGAGUUCCUGCCCGUGGAGUGGAGGUCCAAGCUCGCCCUGGACGGAGACACAGUGGACUCCAUCACGCCGGACAAAGUGCGGGGUCUGAGGGACAUGCUGAACAGCAGUGCCAUGGACAUCAUGUACUACACCAGUCCUCUGUACAGGGACGAGAUCACCAAGGGCCUGACCCAGGAGCUGAACCGACUGUACUCGCUCUUCUGCUCGCGGAACCCCGAGUUCGAGGAGAACGGGGGGAAGGUGUCCAUCGUGUCGCACUCCCUGGGCUGCGUCAUCACCUUCGACAUCAUGACGGGCUGGGACCCCGUGCGCUUCUGCCUGCAGGAGCAGCAGGACCUGGAGGAGCUGGACCUGCGCUGGCUCAGCUACGAGGAGCGCCACCUGCUGGAGCAGCUGCACAUCACCAAACGGCGGUUGAGGGAACUGGAGGAUCAGCUCCAAGGGCUGGAAGCAUCCAAGGCCCUAUCCUCCCCUGCCCUGAAGUUUAAGGUGGAGAACUUCUUCUGCAUGGGUUCCCCUCUGGCCGUGUUCCUGGCCCUGCGGGGGAUCCGCCCUGGGAACAACGGGUACCAGGACCACAUCCUGCCCAAAUCCAUCUGCCAGCGCCUUUUCAACAUCUUCCACCCCACCGACCCCGUGGCCUAUAGGUUGGAACCUCUCAUCCUGAAGCACUACAACAACAUCGCGCCUCUCCAAAUACACUGGUGCAACACCACCAACCCCACCCAUUACGACGAGAUCCGGCCGACCUUCAUCAACCCGGUGAAGGAGACGGCCUCGGACACGGAGAGCAUCCCCAGCCCCAGCACCUCGCCCGUCCUGGCCCGCAGACACUACGGAGAGUCCAUCACCAACCUGGGCAAGGCCAGCAUCCUGGGUGCGGCGAGCAUUGGGAAGGGCAUCGGCGGGAUCCUGUUCUCCAGAUUCUCCCGCUCCAGCAGUCAGCCGUCCGUGGAGGGCGUGGCACCCGAGGGGGAGGAGAAGAGACCCGCAGACAGCCAGUCAUCAUACGGCCUGUCCGCCAUGUCACAGUCCACCUCCGCCAUCAUCGACACCACACUGGAGCUGGAACACCGCAUCGACUUUGAACUCCGCGAGGGCCUGGUGGAGAGCCGCUAUUGGUCGGCGGUGACGUCGCACACAGCCUAUUGGUCCUCGCACGACGUGGCGCUGUUCCUGCUGACCUUCAUGUACAAGCAGAGCGAAACGGCCGAAUCCAGCGAAGACAAUCCGGACCCCGUGUAGCACGCAGAAGCAAAAGCAUUCAAGCCACAAAUGCACGAAUAUGCACACGCGCGAACACACGCUAACACACACGCGGGGAUUUCCCCUCUCACUCUUUCAUUACAUGAACACACGCACACGCACACACGCACACGCACGCACACACACACACGCAGACAGACCUCCUGCUCGCUCUCUGGGUUCAGCCUUGCCCCGCCCACACUGGCGGGUGGCACAUUGGACUGGAGCCUCGCGUGGGCGGAGCCAGUGCCACCGCCCGGUUCCGGAACUCGCCGUGACGAGCGGCGCGUUGUGAGGAUCCGUGAAACCCGGCGCCCCCUUGUGGCCUGUUGGAAUCUGCACACUGUGGUCGAGUCCCCAAUGCCUGCCUAUGGAGACCUCUCUAAACUCCUCCCUCCCCCACUCAUCCACUGUAGCGACAUCGCUGCAUCCUGGCCUUCAUCCCAAUACCCCUGCACCCCCCCCUCCCCCUCCCCCUCACCUGACUGUGCAGGAGCUGCGUCACGCACAAACCUGCCCCCCCCGUUACCUUUAACCCUCAUUCCUCUCUGUGAUUGGUUGCCGUUCUCAAGGGCAUGGACUUGAGUCUAAACAGCGGAGUGAUUGGUUAGAAAGGACGGAGGGCUCUUUUUUGUAGACCUAACUGCAUCCCAAAGCAACAUUACUGAGCAAAUAUUCAAUGCAAAAUUAAAACACUUAAAGGGGUCAAAAGAUAAUUUAUUUUAAUAUUAAUUUAUUACCUAACAAGAUUUUUUUUCCAUUAUUCAUUGUGUAAAGGAACUAGAUUAUAACCAAUUUGCCCUUCUUAUUUUACUAUAUAAGGAAGGGACGUUACCUGCGUCACGUUCUUCUAUUUGCUAAUCAGCCCCAAACUACUGUGUGACUUUUCCUAACGCUAAAUACCUAGCUAACCUUUUACUAAAAUCAGCAAAGCCAUUGUCUUUUUAUACCAGAAAGUAACUGAUCUCUAUCUUCAUUGACUAAGUAGUCAUAAUUGAACAAGAAACCUUUAUAACCCAUUUGUAUGUCAACCAAAUGGUGCUGUAACCAACCUGUUAGUUUAGUUUUUUUUGUUAAAUGUUCCAUUUUUAGGUGAAGUCAGUCAGGUGCAGAGUCACAACAGUGUCACACCUGCCUUUGCGAUGUUUGCAUCAGGACAUGACGCGGGCAGAACUGGCGGGCUCUCUGUUCCUGACGAUGCAUGACCAUUUUACCUGUUUGUGUCAUAAAACGUCAGCACGCACAAGCGGAGUAACACCGCUCUCUAUCAGAGUCUGCUCAGCAGGGGUCUUUCUCUGAGCUGUGCUUGCAUGGAACUUAAAAAAAAAAAAAAAAAAAAAAAAAAAUCUGCAUGAAGUGUCAGUGCUUUUAUCGAGCACCAAUCACGACGCAGCUCAGAGGAAGACCUGAGAUAUUAUAGGCUGCCUGACCCCACAGGCCUCUGUGUGGCGCUGUGAUUGGAGCAAAGCUACAGAGGCCUACAGCCAGGCAGAGAACCGUUCCCUUGUUCAUACGCAUUCUAAACACAGCCAAAAGCUGGGGAACUGGAGUGUUAAGUGACACUGCUUUUAAAGGGCUCAUCGUGAAAGCAACUUGGAGAGUCGAGGGUCAAUAUGUGUUGUGGCUGAUUUGGCCUGGCAUUUUUCACACUCAUUCUUUAAUUAUUUCUAAUAUAUUGUUUGAUUCAUGAAAAAAAAAAACCUUAUGAAGGUUAUGUUUGAGAUGUGAUCUUCAGGCUCUUCUGUUUACAUGGAUGUACGGAGAAAUAAGCUUGAUUUUUGUAGCCAAUUGAUUUAUCGUAAUUUUUUAUGGACAUUGUUAUGAUUAUCCUUUGUCGAAUUAUUGCUGGCAUGGACGUAGAUCCCAAACUUUGGGAAAAUAUCAGAUGGUCCCUCCCCAAUAUUAUCAUUUUGUAUUUGGUAGUACUUUUUUUUUUUUUUGGUUGUACCCCCAAAAGUUAAAAUGAGAUCUGUGUCCUUGCUAGCCAGUGGCCAAAUAUUUCAGAUAUCUAAGUUUGGGGAAGACGGGAGGAAUACGUAUUUGAACAUUAUGACUCUUAGUAGGAGAUGCCAGUCGAUCUCCAGCGUUAGUGUGUUUGUGAAGACUUGAGAUCCGAUGCACUGAUUUCUUCAUCUACUUAAACGUAACGAAAGAAGCAAGACACAAGUUUCUUAGAAUCACACAUUGCCAUUUAAAAAAACAUUUUACUUUUGUGAAUAUGAUCUGAAUGUAAUAGAAAUUACUUCAAGAAGGAGGUUUUGAGGAACAAUGCAAAUUUUUAUAAUGUGAGGUUGCGUUUGUUUUUUGUUUUUUCCCCAUUACUGUUUGUGUCCUCUAGAUGUCAGUAUGUUCACUUUGUACAUUUGCGGUUAGCACUAGAACAAGACUGAAGGGAACACGGGCCCAUGCUCAAGGGCCAAUGUCAUGCUGACAUUGUAACUGACUGAUGAUGACGGUCGCAUGAUAGUCAAUUAAGUUAAAAGUGGAUUUACUGAUACCUACUACAUUCACUUAGACCGCCUGCUAAUUCAUAAUUUAUAUGUUCACCGUCUGGAACAUGUGUAAUGGACCUGGCCACUCUUACGGACAUAAUUAUGUCCCUGUAGAGAUGCCUCACCCUUAAUGUAGCGGGCAACUUCGUUAUAAACUCUGGAGGGAUCAAAGACACUGAGGGGAGAAAAAAAAAAAAAAAAAAGACAGUUAAAGUUAUAUGAGAUGCUAAAUGGCUAACAAUGCUAAACUGCAUCUGGCAACGACUGCAAAGAUGUUGUGCUGCUGCCAUGUAAACAGUAGCCAGGAGGAAUGCAAAUUUGCAAAGCAGCUUGUGAGAUCUUAGCGGAAAUCCUGUAUUUGGCAAACUUAAAACAAACAAAAAAAAAAAAAAAAAAAAAAUGAGCUCUCAGAAAACUAGUUUUGAAACUUGCAGUGUGGAAGCUUCACAGCAGUGAUAUGUGAAGGUGCCCACUGGCUAACAUGUCGCUGAUUUGUGAGCGGAGGCUCGGAGUAGAAAGUAAAGACCUUUAAGAGCACAGAGGAGAUGGUCGGCAGCCUGAUUCCUGCAGCUGUGUUUGGCAUUACCUUCGGCACAUGUACCUGUCCUCAGCGCAGACAAGCACACAGCUUAAAAUGCUCACUACUGGUCUGCUAAAGCACAUUUAACAACAGCCAAAUGUGCUUAUUGAAAAUGUAAUUCACCAUAAGGGACAGGACGGUAUUUCUGUUACAAAAGUAUUUCUAUAUCUGAGAAUUCCCUCAUUGUCUUUGCGAUCCAUCGAUCCAUGAGACUUGCGGAAACGGUUGAAAGGUUGCGUCUCUUGCGGUUUCCCUGCAUUGGGACGGUGAGACUCGGUGUGUCGCACUUUGAAAUCCUGAUUGUGUUCUGUGAUCUCAGACUUUCAGAAUGUGUGCUCGGAAUGAAAGAACCCAUCCAAUAAUGUCUCCAUUGUAUCCGCUUCUGGGCUGAACGAAGAGUCUCAAAAUGACUGUUACUUUUGACAUUGAAACGAUAAGCUGACAAGCUUUUGACUCUGGAAAGCUGUGCAAUAACUCAUGCCUGUCACGGAUUCAAACUGCCAUCCGACACUGUAUUUAUUUCCUUUUAUUAAAACAAAACCUUUCCUUUCUUAACGCAAUGGUCGUACUCUACAUUUAUUUUUGUCCUGUUGUUCUAAAAGGAUCAUAUUUUUCCUCUCGGUGAAAUGUCCUCCCUCUGCAGAAAAGUCAUAACAAGGUUGUUUCUGGAAGGAUUGAUUAAAAUCUGCAGGAUGGGUUUUUAUAAGGUGAGGUGCUGUCUGAGCAGGUGAAAUCACUGCUUGUGGCCACUAGGUGGCAGACAUGGUUAUAUGACAUCGGCUCAUGCCAUCGCAGUCCUGCUUAUGAACUUUCUCAGCAUGCCCCCUAUCCAAAACUUUUGCAGAUCCCAAUAUCCAGCAUCCAAGUGUCUAAUACAAUUACAGUUUGAUUCAUUGUUAAUCACUUUAACAGAAGUUAAGCAGGACUUUGCUGUCACUCUUCUGUGCUUUAGUCACAUUGUUUUGUUUUUUGCAGUCAAUUUGUUCCUGGUUUUGGAUUUUGGGUAAAUUCUUUCUCAUUAAAUUAACCCAUGUCCAAAACAAUUCAGAGACUGAAUACAUUGCACUACUGUAUGUAGAAUGCUGUUGCAUUCUUUAUAAGUGCCAUAAAAAAAAUCCUCAUGUAAGUUUAUUUUCUUUAUUUUUUUUCUUUUUAGGUUUUCAACUGGAAAUGUCUAGUUUGUUUAUUUUGAUUGUAGACUGCAUUUCAUUUUGUUUGGUUUUGAUUCUUCUGUGUACCCAGUCUCACUUGUGUGUGGGAAGAAGGAAACACAUUUUAUACAAGGAAUCUGCUUCAUAUGAAAAAGUAAAGGAGCAUCGUCCCUGUCCAGAUUCCAAAAAUAUUUGUAGAAGCAUUUUUAGAAAUGUUUUUUUUUUCCUCUGAUAUUAAGCAAUACUUGGAUUUACCGCCAACCUGCGCAAAUUUAUUUUACAUUAUUUUACUAAUAGAAGAUGGAUUAAAUUGCCAUAUCUUUACUUACGUUUUAUUGUCUUGUCUUCAUUUCCUUGCAUUUUGUCACAUCAGAUGUUACACAUAUACAUUGUCAGUUUUUUGUGACUAAAUUCAUGUUUGUUUGUUUUUAACCCCAGUAAUAUGUUGUGUCCAGAUAUCGCUGUGUUGCUUUACUUUUUACAAAUGAUUUGUUAAUCAUGGUAUGUGUCAUGAGUUUUUCCCCUUCUCUGUUUUUCUGAUCAUACUGAUCAUCCCCAGAUCAACUGCUGUUUCUUACUCCUAAAAUGGCAGUUAUUUGCUGCGUUCGCCAUUUCAUAAGCUUCAUGUGUUACUGUAGAAAUGUUGAUGAAAAAAUAAAUUUUAAUGUGCAACGA